AACACAAGGUUUCUUUUAUUUUUAGAUGGCGUCACUUCCGAUUUCAAGGGGGACGUCUUCAAGUUCGGAUACGGAGGAAUCUGAGGAAACCGACACCGCAAUUGUGAAUUAUGGAGUGCUGCAGGAAUUAAAUCAAGAGGAUGUAGCGGCGAUUUUAGAUGACCCCCAAGAGGAAUUGGAUAACUUCACGGUUUUCGACAAGAAUAUUUCGACGAAUCAGAUUCAACCUCAACAACAAAAGGAGUCUUUUCCGGAUGCCUCUUCGAUGAUAAUCGCUGAAGAUGGUUCUGGAUCGGAUAUGGAACUUCCUCAUCAAGCGGUGAAUGCUUUGAUACAAAGAACGACCGAGAGUGAGAGCGAGAAUGAUUCGCAAGAUGUCCCACCAAGCUCGUUAUAUUCAAAUAGUUUGUUGCAACAAUUUGAGGUGCAAACUCAAAUGUUGAAUACUUCUUCGGUGCCGCCUACAGUUGAGGGGUUAAUUAGGGGUUCGAAUGCGAAUUCGGAAAAUCAAAAUAAUAAAGAGGGCGAUAAAGAGCAGGUGAAAAGGAAAAGGGGGCGACCGAGGAAAGUGGCUGUGGUACAAAAUAAUCAAAAAAAUAAUAAUAAUAAUAAGGUGGAUUUUUCUGGGGAUCCGAAUGUUUCGCCAGAUUCGGGGAUACAAAAUAGCCCAGAUCAUGUUUCAAGCCCAGAAGCGAGUCCUUUGCCGAAAAAUAAAUUUGAAAAGAAAGUUAAUGCGAAAAAAGAUGAGAAAUUAAAAGAAUUGAAGGAGCAAAGUAAAUUACCAGUGACUUGUAACAAAUUUGAUAGGUUAUUGUAUGGGCAUGUUGAUCGAGUUUUGUAUCCUCAAAGGAGGAAAGUUGGGAGGCCUCCAAUUGUCCAUAAAAAAGGACCGGGAAGACCGCCGAAACAUAAAAAUGUCGAUGAUAAAAAAUUGCCCCUAAAACAAGAUAAGAAUAAGAAGAAAAAUGUAUUAAAAGUAAAAGAUAAUCAGAAAGAAAUUGUUAAGGAUAAAAAUAAAACGGAAAAAAUUAAACAAAUUUGCGAAAAAGUUUAUAAAAGGAUAGAACAAAGCAAAUUAAAACCGGAAAAAUCGAAAAAGUUAAAAUCUAAAAAUAAAUUAAGCGUUGUUUCUUCGAAGGCGAAGGCGGAUAUUCGUAAAUUUUGCCCUGUUAAGGUAAUGCACAGUCGACAUAAACAUAAAAAACAUAAAAAAUGUCGAUUUAAAAUUCUAAAACCGAUUACAACCACACCCGAUCCAAAAAUAAACACGGAAAUUGAAAAAUUAGUUAUUGAUUUUAUGCGAAUGUGUAACAUCAGCCCGAAAUCGAAGGUUGAAAAUCCCGACGUUUUAAUCAAAGCGUUAAAAAAAGCUUCAAAAAAACGUAAAGCUUCGGAAUAUUCAGAAAGAAAAAAGAAAAAACUAACCACGUUAAACUCGGAAAAUAAUCAAGAUCAGGCAAUCGAUCAGAGAUUACCACUAAAAAAAAGACAUUAUAAAUUAAUCGCGGAAAAUAACACGGAGAAAGAAGAAGAUUUAGAUAAAAAAAUGAAAGAAAAUAAGUUGCCACAAAAUAACUCAAAAAAUGUAGAAAAAAAUGUAGAGAAAAAAGAUUUAAAAACUCCCAAUAACAAUAAUAAUAAUAAUAAAGGAAAUGCAUCGCCUCAAGAUGUUACUAAUAAUAACGAAUAUGAAGUCGAAACUCAUAUUGACGAAGCAAUCGAAGCUUGUAUAAAUAAAUAUUCCAAAGAUGGAAAAAUCCAAGAAUCAUCUCCGAGUGAAAAAGAAGAAAAAAAUGUCCCUGUUGGUCCGAUUACAACGCCGAAAAAACGCCAUCUAUUAGAAAUCGCAAACAAUCAAGAAAUAGCCCUAUUAAAUAUAGCAAAAAAUAACCUAAUAGAUAUCUUAAAAACCGACGAUUUAAAGAAAUCAAAAUCAUUAGAAAACGUCGUAUCCGAAAUAAAAAUGAAAAUCUCCCCAAAACUAAACGACCCAAAAAAAGACGCCCAAAUGAUAACCCGAAAAAAGAAUCGUUUGGAAGAUUUAACAUCAAAUUUAGUUUCAAAAAUAAAUCCGAAAGAAACCCCAAUCGAUAUAAAACCGGGGGUUUUCACCCCAACCGUCGAUUUAGAAUUAGAAACCCAUUUAGAAGAAACACCCGCGGAAUCCGUUCAAUCCAACGAACAAAAAACGGACGUAAAAGAAAACGAUUCGCAAGAAGAACUGAAACGAGAACCACCCGCGAUUAAACGAAAAAUUCGGAAACGUCGCGCGAUUAAUCGCACCGGUUUUCCCACCGUGAAAAAGAAGAAAAAGAAAUUAGAAACUCCACCCACCCCUUGCGUAGUCGAAGAAAUAAUCGAAGAACCGCCGAAAUUAAUUACUUCGAUUGAUGAUCGCGUUCCGAAAGAUGGGGAGGAAUACUCUUCGUUUUUGCAAAGGACGACGUGUCAAGUUUCGGUAAUUCCCCUCGAAAAAUUACAACAAGUUAUCCAACAAGACGAGGAAAGUGAAAAUAUUUUGAAAUGGGAAAGUGUGAGUGAAUGCGAUAGUUUACCGCAAGAUGAAAGGAUUGAAUUCGAUGAAUUAAAAAAUGAGAGGAAACGUGAUAUCUCACCGUGUAGUUCGGUUGAUACUCGAACUAGCGGCGGUCAAGUUAGUAAAAAACGGAAAGAAUCGGCGGUUGUUAGUAAAUCGGACGACGAGGAGAGUUUAGAAUCUCGAUUAAAACGUUUGGAAAAGAAGGGUUUAAGGAAUUUGUAUCGGAGGACGAGUGAGAGGAGGCUUAAAAGGAAAUUAAGGGAUGUUUCUCCCGCGAGUAGUGUUGAACCAUCCAUUGAAAAAAGGUUGAGGGAUGAAAGAGGGUCCGCUUCCGGUGAUGAUAAGAAACAUAAAAAGGUGCCUAGGUGGAGGAAAAAAAGUCUUGUUGCUGGAUUAUUUUCGGAUUAUUAUAAAGAAGAUGAUGAAACAGCACGUUUAAAACGAACGGAAUCUUCAACUACAAAAACCCGAUUAGUUUACAACCCAGAAGAACACCCAUAUGGCCUUCUACCAGCUCCGUAUCAUUGCGGAAAAUACUUAAGAUGUAGAAAAAUUCCAUUUCAAUUACCCUACGAUUUAUGGUGGCAACACACUCAUUCCCAAUUACCCGGAAGAGACAUCGUCCCAUCUUGGAAUUAUCGGAAAAUUCGUACAAACGUCUACAACGUUAAACUUCCGAUGGGCGCCUGCGAGCCGCAAUCAUGUAAUUGUACCCCCGUUUCCGGUUGCGGCGACGAUUGCAUUAACCGUUUAGUGUUGGCCGAGUGUCCAGCAAGUCAUAAAUGUCAAAAUCAACGGAUUCAACGGCACGAAUGGGCCCCGGGAUUAGAAAAAUUUAUGACCGAGAAUAAAGGGUGGGGCGUAAAAACAAAUUUAGCGAUAAAGCGGGGGGAAUUUAUUUUGGAAUACGUCGGCGAAGUGGUUUCCGAUCAAGAAUUCAAAGAAAGAAUGGCAACGAGAUACGUAAACGACACCCACCAUUAUUGUUUACACCUCGAUGGUGGUAUGGUCAUCGAUGGGCAUCGAAUGGGAGGUGACGGUCGAUUCGUGAAUCAUUCUUGCGCCCCAAAUUGCGAGAUACAAAAGUGGUCGGUUAAUGGGCAGUUUCGUAUGGCGUUGUUUUCGCUGAGGAAUGUAGAAGCUGGAGAGGAAUUAACUUACGAUUAUAAUUUUUCGUUGUUUAACCCGGCUGAUGGGCAAGAAUGUCGAUGUGGGAGCGAUAUUUGUAGAGGGGUUAUUGGGGGGAAAUCGCAAAGGGUGCGACAACCAACUGCGCAACCUGUUGUGUCUAGUGGACCGGGGAGAGUUGGGAGGCCAAGGAAAAAUCAAGCGAAGAAGGCGCAAUCUGGACUUAAGGAGGUUCCUGUUCCACAUCCAGUUCCUAUUCCAGUUAUGGCACAACCACCCAUGAAACCUUUAACUAACGGACAAAAAGCUUUUAUUUUGCAACAUCAUUGUUUCUUAUUAAGGAAUUUAUAUAAACCAAGAAGAGGAAAAGGUACAACCCAACCAAUAACACCAAGAACAUUAACAGCAACCCCAACUGAAACAACAACCAUAACAACAAACGGAACUAGCACAAGUUCGAAUUUUGCUAACCACAUGAACGCGCUUCGUCAAAAACGUAACAUAAAAACACGAAGGUUAGCUCAAGUUGAAGAUAACCCCGAGUUACAAAAGACGGCGAAAUUAGCUCGAUUCCUCCAAGACCUAUUCAAUAUUAUCUCAAAAGCGAAAGACGAAAAAAAUGAAAUUUUAUGUGCCCCUUUUUUGAGUUUACCUUCAAAACGAAAAGUCGCCGAUUACUAUCAAAAAAUUUUAGAUCCGAUUGAUUUAACGACGAUCGAACAAAACAUCGGAAGUGGGGUUUAUAAAACCGCCGAGAAUUUCGAUAUAGACAUGGGGAGAUUAUUCGCGAACGCCAUAAAAUAUUACGGAAGAACGUCCGAAAUUGGGAUUGCAGCGACUAGGUUAAAAAAGAUUUACGUCGAAUCAAAACAUCAAAAUGUGACGAAAUUCGUAAAUGAAGUCGGGGAAAAACCGCCGGUUAAUUUUAUAAGGGGUAAAAAUAAAAGUGAAGAGGAAGAUGUUAUACGAUGUAUUUGCGGGAUGUAUCGCGAUGAAGGCUUGAUGAUUCAAUGUGAAAGAUGCUUGGUUUGGCAACAUUGCGAGUGCGUUAAGGCGGAUGUUCAAGCUCCUAGUUAUCAUUGCGAACGUUGCGUUCCAAGAAAAGUUGAUUAUGAAAUUCCAACGGACGAGUUUACCGAGCAUGGGCAUCGAUAUUACAUGACUUUAUUAAGGGGCGAUCUCCAAUUAAGGCAGGGGGAUACGGUUUAUGUUUUGAGGGAUAUACCGAUUCCUGGGACUAAUAAGAAACAUACUUAUGAUACAAUCGGGCCGAUUAAAUACUCGGAUUUGGAUAUAUUUCGGAUUGAACGGUUAUGGAAGGAUUCAAAAACUGAGCAGAGGUUUGCUUAUGGACAUCAUUAUUUGAGGCCGCACGAAACUUAUCAUGAACCAACUAGAAAGUAAGUUAAAUUCAUUUAUUUAUAAUUAAAUUAUU
Molecule: messenger RNA, 5102 nt
Organism: Onthophagus taurus
Lineage: Eukaryota; Metazoa; Arthropoda; Insecta; Coleoptera; Scarabaeidae
Source: RefSeq, a predicted model, not a curated record